Messenger RNA from Arachis duranensis, 1170 nucleotides. RefSeq lists its product as uncharacterized. The transcript is spliced from 2 exons. The record is from RefSeq and is a predicted model, not a curated record. Bases 1 to 1170 code for a protein of 389 amino acids. Gene Ontology annotation, molecular function: nucleic acid binding. Lineage: Eukaryota; Viridiplantae; Streptophyta; Magnoliopsida; Fabales; Fabaceae. Gene Ontology annotation, biological process: DNA integration.
AUGACCCAAGAAACUCCCUGGUUCACGGAUAUAGCUAAUUUCAAGGCUAUUAGGGAGCUACCCACCAACAUCAACAAACACAUGAGGAGAAAGCUAAUCAAUGAUGCUAAGUACUACAUUUGGGAUGAGCCUUAUUUGUUUAAAAGUGGAAAAAGAACUGCAGCCAAGGUGCUACAGUGUGGGUUCUUUUGGCCAAUAAUAUUCAAAGAUGCAAAGGAGUUGGUAACAAGGUGCAAUGAAUGUCAAAGAGCUGGAAACCUACCCAAGAAAAAUGAGAUGCCACAAAGGUUCAUCAUGGAGUUGGAGUUUUUUUAUGUAUGGGGGAUUGAUUUCAUGGGACCAUUCCCAUCCUCAUACUCAUACUCAAAAAAUUAUAUAUUUGUGGCUGUGGAUUAUGUGUCAAAAUGGGUAGAGGCUAUAGCUACAUCAACAAAUGACAAGGUUAUGAUAAGUUUCUUGAGAAAAAACAUAUUCAGCCAAUUUGGAGUUCUUAGAGCCUUUAUUAAUGAUGGUGGGACACAUUUCUGCAAUAAGCAACUUGAAGCACUCCUUCUGAAGUAUGGAGUCAAGCACAAAGUGGCAACCCCAUAUCAUCCACAGCCCAACGGGCAAGCUGAGAUUUCAAAUAGAGAACUCAAAAGAAUCCUUGAAAGAACUGUUGGUAACUCAAGAAAGGAAUGGUCCAAAAGGCUGGAUGACGCACUAUGGGCUUAUAGGACAGCCUUCAAAACACCCAUUGGUAUGUCUCCAUACCGAUUGGUGUUUGGAAAGGCUUGUCACCUACCAGUAGAGCUUGAACAUAGAGUAUUUUGGGCCCUAAAGAUGUUGAACUUUGAUAAUCAUGCUGCUGGGGAAAGAAGGCUACUACAACUCAAUGAGCUGGAAGAAUUCAGAAAUCAAGCUUAUGAGAAUGCCAAGAUUUACAAGGAAAACACAAAGAAAUGGCAUGAUCAAAAGCUAGCAAGAAGAGAGUUUGUAGAAGGUCAAAAAGUGCUGCUAUACAAUUCAAGGCUCAAGUUCUUCCCAGGGAAGCUUAAGUCAAGAUGGUCUGGACCUUUCACAAUCCUCAAGGUGUCUCCCUAUGGUUAUGUAGCCUUAUGGAGGACAAGACACAUAGAACUUUCACUGUCAAUGGCCACAGACUCAAGCACUACUUGGGGGACUCAUUAG